AUGACUAUGAUAUGCUAUCUACGACAAUCAUAUGUUCUUUAUGACAUAGUAAAAGCAAAACCUAAAUCUUGUAACAUCAAACAAUCACCUAUGGAGAUCCCACCACCGUCUCUCCACCACGCAUCCCCCAACGGCGGCCUAGUCGUCGUCGAGCCAUUGAAGAAAGACCAACCGAACAUGAACGGUAACGGCAACGAUGUCGAAGAUGGCUAUCUCGAUUCGUUUCCUCCGGGAUUUCGAUUUUGUCCUCUUGACGAAGAGCUCGUUCUUCAUUACUUGAGGAAGAAAGUCAUGAACUUACCUUUGCCUCAGAACAGGAUCAUGGAAGUUAAUUUAUAUAGUUAUAAUCCUGAAAAACUUGCAGAACAACACAAGCAAUACGGAGAGAAGGAAUGGUAUUUUUUCACUCCUAGAGACAAAAAGUACCGGAACGGAACACGACCUAAUCGUGCAGCCGGUGACGGAUACUGGAAGGCCACCGGUGCCGACAGGAAAGUUCGAUUCAACAACAACAUCAUCGGCUUCCGAAAGGCAUUGGUCUUUUACAGAGGAAAACCUCCCAAAGGUGAUAAGACUUACUGGAUAAUGCAUGAGUAUAGAGUUAACGAUCCUCCUUCGCCCAGAAAAGAAAGGGCUGGUUACAAUGACAUGAGGCUGGAUGAUUGGGUUUUAUGUCGGAUCUACAAAAAACAGGAUAAAUCAGGUAAAACACAAACAAAAAACGACGAGACGAGUCCGCCGAAUCAGAAUCCCGAAGAUCCUCCUCCGAAUGAAGAGAUAAUCGGUUCGGAUGAUAUUAUCGAUUACAACGCUUAUUUCAACAUGGGAGGCUUCGUGAACCAAUCUUUGGCCGACGAAUCUUUUAACAUUUUACAGAAUAAUUUUAUCGACCAGUUUCCGACGUGGUGUCUGAAUGAUAGAUUGGAGCAGCAAGAUGUUUGGAGCGGCGCUGGAAAUUUGGAACAUCCUGCACCAUUGGACAUGUAUGUUCAACCACUGGUCCAGUUGGAUCUGUCCACUAAAAAUACUAAUAAUUCAGAUGAAAAUUCUUCGUAUAAGGCUUGGGUGAGUAAAUAUGAAGUUUAG
Messenger RNA from Hibiscus syriacus, 1086 nucleotides. Its product is annotated as NAC domain-containing protein 1-like. The record is from RefSeq and is a predicted model, not a curated record. Lineage: Eukaryota; Viridiplantae; Streptophyta; Magnoliopsida; Malvales; Malvaceae. Gene Ontology annotation, biological process: regulation of DNA-templated transcription. The transcript is spliced from 4 exons. Bases 1 to 1086 code for a protein of 361 amino acids. Gene Ontology annotation, molecular function: DNA binding.